This is a messenger RNA of Gasterosteus aculeatus aculeatus (three-spined stickleback), 3018 nucleotides long. NCBI's taxonomy places the organism in Eukaryota, Metazoa, Chordata, Actinopteri, Perciformes, Gasterosteidae. The record is from RefSeq and is a predicted model, not a curated record.
GACAACAAGCUGGUACAGCCGACCACAUAUCACUCAUAUCCUGAACUCUACUAGCUGUAGUAGUUUGAACUAGUUUGUUGGAUCAAUUUUUCAUUUUCUGUGGCGCAAAUAGAGUACUGAAAGUUUUCCCCACCCAGCAUCUGUUUUCAAACAGUGCACAACAGAACGAUGUCGUCAUGCGCGCGGUUCUCUUGUCCGCCACAGGGGGGCGCGCCGCGCACCAACCGGAAGCAGGAAGUGGAGUCAGUCGACGGGCGAAAUUCAAAAUUUCUGUAACAAAACAGCUCUGCUGCCACUGCGCCUUCCUACGUGACGUCUGGGGGCUCUGAACCGAACUUCCUCCGCACCCGUUCUCACACAAAUCCCGGUAAGUGCGUCGCGUCGCCCAGCGGCUUCCGGUUUGUAGUGAUUUAGCUCACGUCGCGUAGCACUUCAGGCGUCGUUGACCACUUGUUCUGCUAACGGCGGUUGCUCCGUAGCGUCACGCCGCCCGCUGGACGUUAGCUACCGGGCUAAAGGACGCCGCGUCUGUAACCCGCCGGGGAGGGUCCUUCGUCGUACGGGGCUGAACCGGGCAGCAUGCCGGUGGAGCGGACGGAGCACGGAGGAGCCGAGGAGCUCCACAAGUACUACGAGGUCUACGAGACCAUCGGCUCAGGGGGCUUUGCCAAAGUGAAGCUGGGUCGUCACAUCCCGACGGGGGAGAAGGUCGCUAUAAAGAUCAUGAGCAAGAAGGAGCUCGGGGACGACCUGCCUCGUGUGAAAUUGGAGAUCGAGGCCAUGAAGAACCUGAGUCACCAGCACGUCUGUCGUCUCUACCAGGUCAUAGAGACCUCCACCCAGAUCUUCAUGGUGCUGGAGUACUGUCCAGGAGGGGAGUUGUUCGACUACAUCAUAGCCAAAGACCGUCUGUCAGAGGAGGAGACCAGGGUGUUCUUCAGGCAGAUUGUGUCUGCCAUGGCCUACGUGCACAGCCAGGGAUACGCGCACAGGGACCUCAAACCGGAAAACCUGUUGAUUGACGAAGACCACAACUUGAAGCUCAUAGACUUUGGACUGUGUGCCAAACCGAAGGGAGGUUUGUGUCACGAGCUGAUGACGUGCUGUGGGAGCCCUGCGUACGCUGCUCCUGAGCUCAUCCAGGGAAAAUCCUACAUCGGUUCAGAGGCGGAUGUGUGGAGUAUGGGGGUGCUGCUGUUCGCCCUUCUCUGUGGGUACCUGCCCUUCGAUGAUGACAACUGCAUGGUCCUCUACAGGAAGAUUACAAGAGGUAAAUACGAUAACCCCCGGUGGCUGUCUCCAGCCAGUGUCCUCCUCCUCAACCAGAUGAUGCAGGUGGACCCCAAGCGGCGUGUUACUGUGAGGCAGCUGCUGGACCAUCCGUGGGUGAUCAAAGAGUACAACAGCCCCGUGGAGUGGCGUAGCCGGCAGCCGUCCGGCCACAUCGACAAGGACUGCAUCACCGAGAUGGCCGUCAGCAUGAAGCGGUCGAGGGAGAGCGCCGCGGCGCUGGUCAGCGAGUGGCGGUACGACCAGACGACCGCCACCUACCUGCUGCUGCUGUCCAAGAAGCAGAGGGGGAGGCCUGUUCGCCUGCGGCCUGAACCCACCGCGCGCGAGGACUCCUGCUCACCGCUGCACCAGGGACUACAGACGAGGGAAGCCCUCCACUUCAGCGAGGACGAGGACGCUGUCAUCGUGGGUUCUCUGGACUUUGCCUCGGAUUACGUCGACGACUGGGCUCGGGUCCCACGAUACACACCAAAGGGGGUCCGAGGUCAGCCGGAUGGCGCGGCCAACCACAGGAACGCGACCCCAGCGUCUCCGUCAGAGACCCCAGAGAGAGGCCGAGCCACAGCGCCGCACCGCCAGGAGAGGAGGGGCCGAGACCAGGAGAACAAGGAGAACGUGGCCGUGCAGGAGAAGGACGUGGACAUAUUCGCGCUGCCGCCUCCUCGCACGCCUGCAUCCGGCAAGAAGAGCAGCCGGCCCAACAGGAACGCGUUGACCACGCCCAACCACAACGCUAACGUCACUCCUAAAGGAUGCGGCAGCGCUUCUAAAGAGCACGAUAAGAAGCGAGCGGCAGAGCUCAAGGAGCUUGCGGAUGUUGAAAUCCUGACUUUCAGUCCUGAGCGAAGGUCUCGGUCGCUGGACAUGGCGGUCGUCGGGGACAGCGAGAAGAAGAGGAGGGGGGGAAAGGUGUUCGGUUCGCUGGAGAGAGGCCUGGACAAGAUGAUCACCAUGCUCACUCCCAACAAGCGGCGAGCGCUGCGAGACGGCCCGCGCAAGAUCAAGGCGCAGUACAACGUCACUCUGACCAGUCAGACCAAUCCAGACCAGGUCCUCAACCAGAUCCUGUCCAACCUGCCCGAGAAGAACGUUGACUUCACACAGAAGGGGUACACCCUGAAGUGCCGGACGAGGGGCGACCACAAGAAGGUAACCAUGGCGUUUGAGCUGGAGGUGUGCAUGCUGCAGAGGCCGGAGGUCGUCGGGAUCCGGCGCCAGAGGCUGAAGGGAGACGCCUGGGUCUACAAGCACCUGGUGGAGGACAUCCUGUCCAUGUCCAGGAUCUGACGCUUCGCGCUUUCCUCACGACGCCGCUUCCCGUUGAAGGCACUGGGCCUUUUGCGGUCCUGAUGAGUGAUGGAUGCACAGAGUCACGCACGGCGCCCCAGCCUCAUCAUUCACAGUGAAUACUUCCGUUUGUCCGUAGGCCAGCCUGCAAUCCCCCGAGUACAUGUUACACGCCAGGAUCCUGUACAGCGCGUCUGGCUCUAUGCAAAGCGCUGCUCUUUUAAUUCGUAACUAUUAAGCUACAGGAGGCUGUUUACAGGAAACCUUCGGGCUGCUCAUAUUUAUGUCUCCGUGUUUUUAUUCUCCCCUGUGGAUGGAAUUCACUGUCAUUAAUGUACAUGCUUGCAAUUUGUAAACUUCUCAUUGGUGCUUUUAGUGUCUGUCACAUUUCUAUUGACAUAAAAGGAGCAAAAUAAAUGAUUUCUGGUGACAAUACAA